This is a messenger RNA of Perkinsus marinus ATCC 50983, 180 nucleotides long. RefSeq lists its product as hypothetical. The transcript has 3 exons. Lineage: Eukaryota; Perkinsozoa; Perkinsida; Perkinsidae. The coding region runs from base 1 to 180 and encodes 59 amino acids. The record is from RefSeq and is a predicted model, not a curated record.
AUGACCAUUGUAGUGGUGAGGAUGCGUCUCGACUACCAUCCCAGAAAGAAUCUCGGGAGGGCGUACUAUGAUCCCUCCUCGAGUGACAAGAAAGGAUUGGAGAACACCCCCUUAGCCCCGGUGGAGAACGGAGUGGUCGUGGUUGCUCAUCAUCGUGGUCACCCUCAGCAUCACCGUUGA